AUGGAGGCAAAGAGAGUUAGGGCUAUAGUGAUAGUUUCCUUGGUGCUUGGAUUGCUCAUGGGACAGUCCACAGCUUCUAAAUUCAAAGACUGCUAUGAAGUAUGCUUUGCUACAUGUUUCCCUGAGAAAAAAGACCCUAUCUAUUGUGGUGGCCAUUGCUUGAGAAAAUGCAUUUUCCAUCCUUCUUCUUUGGACACCCAAACAUACCCCAAACACUUCUGCAAGCUUGGUUGUGCUACUUCUUUAUGCAACAAUAUAAGCACCAAAGAUAAUCAUAAUGGAGGAAAAGUAGAGACUUGUGUGGAUUCAUGCUCAAGGAUUUGCACUGCUACUUAA
Messenger RNA from Prunus armeniaca (apricot), 336 nucleotides. The record is from the annotation of a GenBank genome assembly. Lineage: Eukaryota; Viridiplantae; Streptophyta; Magnoliopsida; Rosales; Rosaceae.